Panicum virgatum (switchgrass) is the source of this 1210-nucleotide messenger RNA. Its product is annotated as putative cyclin-dependent kinase F-2. Gene Ontology annotation, cellular component: nucleus. Gene Ontology annotation, biological process: regulation of mitotic cell cycle; protein phosphorylation. Bases 63 to 1067 code for a protein of 334 amino acids. The record is from RefSeq and is a predicted model, not a curated record. Lineage: Eukaryota; Viridiplantae; Streptophyta; Magnoliopsida; Poales; Poaceae. Gene Ontology annotation, molecular function: ATP binding; cyclin-dependent protein serine/threonine kinase activity. The transcript has a single exon.
UCCGCCGUCCGCGACUCCGAUCGAUCUCGUCUCGUCUCAUCUUCCCCACGCGAAAGCAAGGCAUGGCGGCGGUGGCGGUGACUGCAGCGAAGAAGCGCGCGGCGCCCCACGGCCCCUGCCCCGCGGCGCCCGGCGGCGACAAGAAGCGCCCCAAGUACAACUUCGGAUCCAUCUACGACUACGAGAAGCUCGGGGUGCUGGGGAAGGGCACGUACGGCGUCGUGGUGCGGGCGCGCCACCGCGCCACGGGCGAGACGGUGGCCGUCAAGUGGGUCCGCGCCACCCGCGGCGGCCGCGAGGACGCCCUCCGCGCUGCCUACCGCGAGGCCGGCUGCCUGGCCGCCUGCCGCGGCGCCCCCUCGGUGCUGCAGAUCCGCGACGUGGCCACCGACGCCGCCACCGGGGACCUCUUCCUCAUCACGGAGCUCGUCGCGGGCCGUACGCUCCGCGACCGGCUCAACCUCGCGGGCGCCUUCCCGGAGCCCCGCGCGCGGGCCGCCAUGCGCCAGCUCCUGCGCGGCGCGGCGGCGGUGCACGCCACGGGCACGCUGCACCGCGACAUCAAGCCCGAGAACGUGCUCGUCGGCCCCGGCGGCGCCCUCAAGAUCUGCGACUUCGGGAUGGCCACGCCGGCACGCCCGCCCUACCCGGAGGACCCGUGCUCCGUCGGCACGCUCUGGUACCUCGCGCCGGAGCAGCUCAGGGGCAGCCGGUGGUACGGCACGGCAGUCGACGUGUGGGCGCUCGGGUGCGUCAUGUUCGAGCUGCUCGCCGGCGAGCCCCUGUUCGUGGACGCCGAGACAGAUGAGGACCUCCUUGUGGAGGUGCUACACCUGGGGCACGAGAUCGACUCCCGCGGGGUGGCGGCGUUCAAGGGCCUGCCGCCGGACCUGUCGCAGGCGGCUGGCGAGGUCCUGUGUGGUUUGUUGUGCGUUGACGAGGACAAGAGGCUCACUGCGGCAGAAGCGCUCGACCACCGGUGGUUCACAGAUGAGGAUGCCCAGUCGCCGGAGCCAGGGGAUGGCCUGAUCAAGUGCAGAGCGCAGACAGACUCAGAGCAGUGUUAGGACCAAAUUACCUAUUCUGAUCUUAUUCAUAACUAUUUGUAACCAAUCUUAUAUGUUUUGUUAGUUAUUAUGUAUAUGUCGGUAGCUGUAGACUGUAGUUAGUCGACUUGAAGCAGUCUAAUACAGUUUAACUGGUUGAUAUC